Plectropomus leopardus (leopard coralgrouper) is the source of this 617-nucleotide messenger RNA. Its product is annotated as ADP-ribosylation factor-like protein 3. The record is from RefSeq and is a predicted model, not a curated record. Gene Ontology annotation, molecular function: GTPase activity; GTP binding. Lineage: Eukaryota; Metazoa; Chordata; Actinopteri; Perciformes; Serranidae.
GUCAGAGAGAUGAUAGGUUAAUCCACUAAGUCUGAGCAAACUGCCGUAACACCAACACCUGAGGAAACAUGGGCCUGCUGGCCAUUCUCCGGAGGCUGAAGCAGUCUCCAGAACAGGAGGUGCGCUUGCUGUUGCUUGGCUUGGACAAUGCUGGCAAGACCACUCUGCUGAAACAACUGGCAGCUGAAGAUAUCAGCCACAUCACCCCUACACAAGGCUUCAAUAUAAAAAGCGUUCAAUCAUCUGGCUUCAAGCUGAAUGUUUGGGACAUUGGAGGCCAACGCAAGAUCCGCCCCUACUGGAGGAACUAUUUUGAGAACACAGAUGUUCUGAUCUAUGUGAUUGACAGCUCAGACAGGAAAAGGUUUGAAGAGACGAGCCUGGAGCUGUCUGAAUUGCUGGAUGAGGAAAAGCUUGCUGCUGUGCCACUGCUAAUCUUUGCCAACAAGCAGGACCUGAUGACAGCCACCCCAGCGUCUGAGCUGGCAGAAUGUCUCAAUCUGCAUACGAUCCGGGAUCGCAUGUGGCAGGUCCAGGCCUGCUCAGCAGUCACUGCUGAAGGAGUACAGGAUGGCAUGAACUGGGUCUGCAGAAAUAUAACAUUUCGGAAGAAAUAA